Molecule: messenger RNA, 1134 nt
Organism: Apiotrichum porosum
Lineage: Eukaryota; Fungi; Basidiomycota; Tremellomycetes; Trichosporonales; Trichosporonaceae
Exons: 1
Coding region: 1-1134 (377 amino acids)
Source: RefSeq, a predicted model, not a curated record
AUGCCCAAAGCCAAGACUAAGAACACAGCGACAGUCAACACAAAGGCCACGGCUAAGCCCACCCCCACGGCCAGCAAGCCAGCUCGUCGCAAGCCUUACACCAAGCCCUCCAAGACGACCCCCGCCGACCAUGUGAUCGACGCCUGCUACCUUCCCCACGUCAUGGACAGCAUCAUCCACUACGCGCCAGUUGCUGCUCUCCUCGUCAUCCGUUCUGCGUCCAAGGGCUGCAAGGCGUACAUCGACGCUCUCCUCAAGGACAAGGGCCUCCACCUCACUCUCGUUCCCGGUGCUACCAAGUCGGAUGCUCCCGUUACCACCAACCGCCGCUUUGGCCACCCAGACGAUGACGGCCUUCCUUCCAGUGCCUUUCUCCUCAACUUUGUCCGCAUCUUCGACUUUCCUCCCGGCACCUCGUACACCGACCGCCAAUGUGUCAUGGACAACCUCACUCUCGCGGCCAAGCGUAACCGUCGCGCCGUCCGUCUUCCCCAGUACGAGACUGGCAACCUUAAAUUUGCCGCUGCCCCGACUCUGAUUACCUCGUUUGAUGCCUUCCCCCACCCUGAUUUUGUCCCAAAGCCCCGCCUCACCAUGUACACCACCUCGGGCAAGAUUCACGGGCGCGUUACCAAGCAGGUGUUCCACAUUGCUGUCAGCGACAGUGUUCCAAUGCCAACUGUCAGCACUGCCAUGACGUACUACCUCUUCGACACUCCCAAGAAUGUCAAGGAACUGGUCUUCAUGUUCAGCUCUUCAUCGACCCCACUCGGCUCCAUGUCGUCUUUGGCUCUCGUCGGUGACAGCGUGGAAGGACGUGACUACUUGGUCGGCCUUCUUCUUGGCUGCUGUGGGAUCGACAUGCUCAACUUUGUGGUCCGCACCGUCACCUUUGUCGACUGUGGUCACAUUGCCACUGCUAAGGCUGGCGAGACUUGGAACGACCGCAACGCUCGCCUCACGAACGUUCUCAAAUCCGCCAUUGCCGAGGACAAGAAACACCCCAGGGUGAUGAUGAGCGACAAAAAUGGCCAGCCUAUCGACCUCUACCCCGUUGUCAAGUUCAUGAGCUGCGAGGAAUACCGCCGCCAGGUCGGCGAUGAACAGUUCGCCAUCGAGACCACCAUCAUCUAG